Penicillium verhagenii is the source of this 2289-nucleotide messenger RNA. Its product is annotated as pentatricopeptide repeat-containing protein. Bases 1 to 2289 code for a protein of 762 amino acids. Gene Ontology annotation, molecular function: protein binding. The transcript is spliced from 2 exons. The record is from RefSeq and is a predicted model, not a curated record. NCBI's taxonomy places the organism in Eukaryota, Fungi, Ascomycota, Eurotiomycetes, Eurotiales, Aspergillaceae.
AUGGCGACUACAGGGGCUUUUUUGAACAGAGCUUUACGCAGUCGACUGCUCCAGCAACGACUCAACCGCAGCAGCGUCAGUCAACACUUGGACUUGCGGACUGCGUCCAGAAUUCUACGACCUUAUGCGACAACAACUGCAGCGCAAGACGAACCAUAUUCAAACACAGAUUCAGAGCCCUCCCUCGCAUCCCUAGCGGCGUCGCAAUCAACCUACCCUGAUAAUGACAAUGCCUCCGGUCGGAAAUCCCGUCGCCACAAUAUUUCUUCGCGUGGGUCUGGAAAUCGGGAGCUUGAAGAGUUAUUGAUGGAAAUUGCGCAGCAAUCAUCGCCGCACGUUAAUCCCAAGCAUGUUCGGUUGGAGAUGGAGUGGGUACAGGAUCCGCUUCUACUGGCACAGCGAGUCUCGACGGCCUUAAAAGGAGGCGACCCUGCCAUGGCGGUGGCCCUCGCUCGGGAGGCAACGAAACAGAUACCAGGAACCAAGUUUGUAGUGGCAUGGAACCGGAUUUUCCAUUGGUGUUUUGAAAGGGGGCAUCCGAAGGCGGCCCUGCGGUUUUUCAAUGAUAUGAAGAAGCGUGCCGGAAAACCAAAUCCCCAGACUUUCACGAUCCUGCUUCGUGGACUUAAGAAAUCCCUCAAAGCCCCUGGCUUCAACAUCGUACGCACAGCGGAAGCUAUUUACAACUCGAUCUCAGCUGAGAACUCUGGAGUCGAGCGCGAUAUCAUUCACACCAAUGCGAUGCUAGCAGUCUGUCAGUACCAGGGUGAUGUGGACUCACUUUGGCGCAUUGCUGGGAGUCUCCCAGAACAAGGCCCCGAAGCACCGGACAUGACGACUUAUACCACUAUACUGGGAACCCUCUUGUUCGCUCAUCGUGAAAAAAUAAAGACCAUGGAUGCCAGUCAAAUUGACCGCAUAUUUGCCCUCAAGGCUCAGCUAGUCAGUGAUGGUAAAAGGAUAUGGGCCGAUAUUCUCUACCGCUGGAAAAAUGACAAUUUACCUCCUGACGCCCAGGUAGUGCAUUCAAUGUCUGCACUACUGUUGGAAGGCGCCAGCGAUCAUGACUACUAUGACGUUCUUGCUCUCUACCAUCAAACUAUGGGUAUUCCCAUUUUUGCCAAACAACCACCAGAAAGUACCAAAAAUACGCCCAACUCGAUGUGGAAGACGAAACAAAGCAGAAACCAGGAGCCGGCUGUGGAGGAGGACGUUCCGUUUGUGGACGAAAACAACCAGAAAUUGAAAUUGGACAAGGAUGGGACGAAGGAAGAAGAAAGUUCUUUCGAAGAAGAGCAAGAGGAAAACUUUGACUUGCUCUUUGAUUCUCUUCCUGAAGGGCCAGUGCCAGAACUUCAACCUGGGAAUCAAGAUCUUACUUUGAUUCAGGAGGCGUGUCUCAAUAUCACGCAGGGCAGUAAAGCUGGUUAUGAAUACUGGAAUCAUUUGACGUUGGGUUCGACACCAUUGCGUAUCAAGCCCGAUGAGGUCGCCACCACGCAAUUUCUGCGUCUUCUCCGGGUAUCACGAGCAAGCAACAAGGCACUUCAAGCCAUUCGGGACCAGUUAGCACCUUCUGGCAAUGUCAGUGGCAAGGUCUUGCAUAUUGCUCUCUCUGUCUGUCGUCGCGAUAAGCACAAUCAAUCGUGCCUCGUGCAUGCGAAUGCCCUUAUGGACAUCAUGGGCGAAUCUUUGCUUCUUCCUGAUCCUCGAGCGCUCCAGGGAUAUCUUGAAUUGGUACAAUCACUAUCACAGCAGCCAAACCUUCUCUUGUAUCUGCGAGGCUUGGAAAUCGAGGAAAGGCGUGAGGGUCGUACCUUGUUGACACUAGGAAAGAAGUUGCAAGUGAAUCUUCACCUUUUUGCACUAAAGACUCUUCGACCCCAUUUUACCCGACUUCACGAGGCCAUGGAGCAUGGGAAACAGUCACCGAAAGGCCGUUGGGACACUGGUGUUCGAGAGGCUGUCCCGGGGCCCCUUGCUGUCAAAACAAUGGCCCGCAUUCGUCUCAUGAUUGAUGAAGUUUUGAAGUCUGAAUACUCGGCUUUCCUCUCCAAAGCUGACCGCAAGUUACUCCGAUCAGAAUCCAUCAUGCUUAAGAAGUAUUCUGAUAAGGCGAUCAUUGAGAAGUUCGGUGAAGGAUUUGUGUUUUCUACGCCCGAGCAGCGCAGCACGCACCACUCGAGAAAAAACAAUGCCGAGGCAUGUGAUACAUCCAAGCUGGAUGGGCAGAACCCCGUGGAAGGAUUAGAACCUCCCUCUUUUCAACCCACAGAAUCCAAGCUCUGA